Messenger RNA from Lutzomyia longipalpis, 1499 nucleotides. It is a transcript of the gene Tasp1, whose product is annotated as threonine aspartase 1. The transcript is spliced from 3 exons. Lineage: Eukaryota; Metazoa; Arthropoda; Insecta; Diptera; Psychodidae. The record is from RefSeq and is a predicted model, not a curated record. Gene Ontology annotation, molecular function: threonine-type endopeptidase activity. Gene Ontology annotation, biological process: protein maturation. The coding region runs from base 89 to 1138 and encodes 349 amino acids.
UGAGAGAGAGUGACAAAAAAGUGUGUGCGUGUGUACCAAGAGUGAGUGUUUUGUCGGGGAAUGCUGUGCUGAAGCAAUAAAAGUGGAAAUGGUGGGAUUUGUCGCUGUCCAUACAGGUGUUGGCAACUGUAUCAAUGAGCUCCACUACAGAAAUGUCUCGCGUGAUGCGUGCACGGCGGGAAUUGAGACGGUACGGAAUGGUGGAAGUGCCCUGGAUGCCUGUGAAGUUGCCAUCACUCACCUGGAGAAUUCACCGGUAACAAAUGCCGGUUUUGGCUCUAAUCUCACAUGGGAUCGUACCGUGGAGUGUGAUGCAUCAAUAAUGGAUGGGCAGACACUCAAUUUUGGUGCGUGCACAAAUGUGUCUGACGUGAAGAAUCCCAUAAAACUUGCACGAUUCAUCUGUGAUCUCCAAUCGAAGACUCUCGCACACGGACGUGUACCCCCGAUGGUGGUGAGUGGUGAGGGUGCUAGCAAAAUUGCCAAAGAAAUGGGAUUACACCUUGUUGAUGAUCCCGAAGAAUUAAUCUCGGAAAAAGCACUAAAUUGCUUCAAUCACUACAAAGACUUAGUCAAUUCGAAAGCAAUGGCCAAGAAUGGGACACACUGCAGCCCCCUUGAUACUGUGGGGGCUGUCUGUGUCGAUGGGGAUGGGAAUGUGGCUGCUGGAUGUAGUUCUGGUGGGAUAAUCCUCAAGACAUCUGGUCGUGUUGGCCAAGCAGCCACAUACGGAGCUGGAUGUUGGGCUGUGAAUGAUACUGAUCGAUGCAUUGCGACGUGUACCACCGGAAUGGGGGAGUACCUCAUGAAGACUCUCCUUGCACGGGAAAUUGUCAAUGAUCUCAUUCAUUGCCAGUGCCCCGUGACAUCACUCAAUAAGACAUUCAAGGAAAAAUUCCUCGAUUCGCCAUACCUUAAAACCCCAGAGCCUCUCUACGCUGGUGCCCUCACUAUUCUCUACGAUCCCACCAGUGGGACGGGAGAUCUCUUGUGGAGUCACACAACUGCCGCCAUGUGCAUUGGGUACAUGGGAACGUCUUUCCGGAAGCCAAAGUUUCUCUGCUCAGAAUUGCCAUCAAACUGCAAAAGUGGACGCACAACAGUGGUGUCCGGAAAGCAAUUUACACUGCCCACUUAGAAGAAGUUUCCGGCACCACGAACUCUCCGCAUUCAGUAUUAUAUGAGAGGAUUAUUUGUGUGAGAAUAUUCUUUUGGCAUUUUGUGAGUUUUCUAUUAUUUCCUCAAAGAACAAAAGGAAAAUUCCGGAAGGAGAGAUUUUUCCCUUUCUGUAAAGUUUUAGAGAAAAAAAAGAAAAGAAAAGAAAUUAUUUCUAAUAUUCUUUCUGACUGCUUCUCCUUUUACUUUUUAUUGCUUAAUAGACUUGUAAGUUUCUUUUGUACAAAAUAAACGAUGUAGGGAUGAAAGUUUUUUUUUCUAUUAUAUGUAUAGACAACAAAAAUUCACAAAGCAAUAAAAUUGAUUAAAAUGUUGCACAUAAA